GAAUCUUCUUACGAGAAAACAGCCACGCAGCAAAGAAGGUACGACGAUGUCGAAGGAGAUGUUCACGUUGAAGAGCUCCGACGGUUUCUUAUUUGUGGUUGACGAAGCGGUCGUACAUCAAUCAGUGACACUGUCGCCUAUGGUUCAAGAUUGCGCCGGUCGUGAAUACCCGAUCAACAACGUCACAGGCAAAAUCCUCAACUUAGUGGUAGAAUACUGCAAGAAUCACGUCGUUGUCGACGGUGGCGAUUCUUCUUCCUCCUCCUCCUCCGGCGAUGCUCUCAAGAAGUGGGACGAUAAGUUCAUCACGCAAAUGGAUCUGUCGACGGUCUACGAUCUCAUCAUGGCUGCGAACUACCUAAUCAUCAAAGGUCUUUUUGAUCUCGCUUGCCAGAGAGUCGCUGACGUGAUCGCAGCAUGCAAAGACCAUGAGGAGAUUCGCGCAACGUUGGGCAUCGUGAGUGACUACACAGCAGAGGAGGAAGCAGAGGUUCUCAAGGAGAACGAGUGGGCUUUUGAUUGAUUAUCGAGCGGGCUAAUCUAAACCCUAGCUAGCUAGUCUUUCUUUUCGAAUCUUUGUGUUGGUAUGUUGUUUACGGAUCUUUAGAUCGAUAAUAGUUGAAGUUGGCUUUCUUGUUUUGAUUUUGAUAAUAUCAACAGUGUUCUUGAUCGAUAUUAGAUGAACAGAAAGUCUUAUAAAGCAAGUUGUUCUUGAUCG
This is a messenger RNA of Brassica rapa (field mustard), 718 nucleotides long. Its product is annotated as SKP1-like protein 13. Lineage: Eukaryota; Viridiplantae; Streptophyta; Magnoliopsida; Brassicales; Brassicaceae. The record is from RefSeq and is a predicted model, not a curated record. Gene Ontology annotation, biological process: ubiquitin-dependent protein catabolic process.